This is a messenger RNA of Lolium rigidum, 1730 nucleotides long. RefSeq names its product wax ester synthase/diacylglycerol acyltransferase 11-like. Gene Ontology annotation, biological process: triglyceride biosynthetic process. The coding region runs from base 1 to 1584 and encodes 527 amino acids. The transcript is spliced from 7 exons. The record is from RefSeq and is a predicted model, not a curated record. Gene Ontology annotation, cellular component: plasma membrane. Gene Ontology annotation, molecular function: long-chain-alcohol O-fatty-acyltransferase activity; diacylglycerol O-acyltransferase activity. Lineage: Eukaryota; Viridiplantae; Streptophyta; Magnoliopsida; Poales; Poaceae.
AUGGAUCCCCCCGCGACCGCCGACGCGGCCAGUUCUUCCUCGCUGCGGAAGCGGCUCUCGGUCAACACCUCGUCGUCCCCGAGCAGCGGCAGCGGCAGGGAGCGGGAGAGCAAGGCGCGGCAGGAGAUGAUGGAUGGGGACGACGCGGAGAUGGGGGCGGCGGAGCCGAUGAGCCCGGCGGGGCGGCUGUUCCGGGAGGCGCACUUCAACUGCUACAUCGUGGCGCUGCUGGGCCUCGGCGCGCCGGUGGACGUGGCGGCGGCGCGCGCCGGGCUGGAGGCCACGCUCGUCCGCCACCCCAGAUUCUCCAGCGUCCAGGUGUCGGACGAUGCCAGGAAGAACGGCAAGCCGCGGUGGGUGCGGACCAAGGUGAACCUUGACGACCACAUCAUCUUCCCUCACCUCGACCCCGCCGCCACCUCGUCGGACCCGGACAGGGCCGUGGAGGACUACGUGUCAUCCCUCUCCACGAUGCCAAUGGACCACUCCCGCCCGCUCUGGGAGUUCCACGUCCUCGACUUCCCCACCUCCGAGGCCGCCGCCGCCGUCGCCAUUCGCAUGCACCACUCCCUCGGCGACGGCGUCUCGCUCAUCUCCCUCCUCAUGGCCUGCACGCGCAGCGCCGCCGACCCCUCCAGGCUGCCUGCCCUGCCGCCGUCGAGCUCCGGCGCCGGCCGCCCGGCACUCUCGGCCGGAGUUCUCGCGCUCGCGGCGUUGGCCUGGUCGCUCGUCGUGCUCGCGUGGAACACGCUGGUGGACGUGAUGCGCUUCGUAGCGACGUCGUUGUUCCUGCGCGACACGCGCACGCCGUUCAUGGGGGCAGAGGGCGUCGAGUUCCGGCGCAAGCGCUUCCUCAACUGCACCCUCAGCCUCGACGACGUCAAGUUCGUCAAGAAUGCCAUGAAGUGUACUGUGAAUGAUGUGCUGAUUGGAGUGACCUCUGCAGCGUUGUCACGUUAUUAUUUCCGCAAGACCGCUUCUCCGGAUGGAACCAGCACCGACGACAGUAGAAAAGCACACAAGAGCAUCCGGCUUCGAUCGGCUAUGCUUGUCAACAUCAGGAAAACACCCGGCCUACAUACAUUAGCGGAGAUGAUGGAUUCUAGCAAGGACAACGAUGUGAAAUGGGGGAACCAAAUUGGUUACAUCGUGCUCCCGUUCCACAUAGCCAUGCACGACGACCCUCUCGAGUACAUCCGGCAGGGGAAGAAGACGGCCGACAGGAAGAAGAGAUCGUUAGAAGCUGUUUUCACCUAUUGGAGCGGAAAUCUAGUGGUCAAACUCCUCGGCAUUAAGGCAGCGGCAGCUCUCUGCUAUGGCAUGUUCACUAACACUACCAUGUCAUUCUCGAGCCUGGCUGGACCUGCGGAGAAGGUCGAGUUCUACGGCCACCCAAUCGUCUACAUUGCCACCAGUGUCUAUGGGCAUCCACAUGCUCUAACCGUACAUUUCCAAAGUUACAUGAACAUCAUGAAGCUUGUCCUCGCAGUGGACGACGAGCAAUUUCCGGACUCUCAUCAGGUAUUGGACGAUUUCGCCGAGUCCUUGAGGCUUGUCCGGCAGGCAGCUUCAGAAAAAUCGUAGAAAGAGCUAAACUUAGAGCUUAGGUAGAAUUUAGAACAUGAAGAAGACGGCUAAACCACACACACAUUGUUGUAACUGUUAUCUCGAUAAGGAGCGCUUGAUUACGAAAAGUUUUAAGCCUUACAUUCGGCCUAUGGAUAGUUAAG